This is a messenger RNA of Sclerotinia sclerotiorum 1980 UF-70, 216 nucleotides long. RefSeq lists its product with no specific name. The record is from RefSeq and is a predicted model, not a curated record. Bases 1 to 216 code for a protein of 71 amino acids. Lineage: Eukaryota; Fungi; Ascomycota; Leotiomycetes; Helotiales; Sclerotiniaceae. The transcript has a single exon.
AUGCUUUUAACUGUUGAGGUUCAUAGUCUCCGCAAAGCAAAUGAAGCACUUAGUAAAUAUUGGAAAGCUAGAAAAGCUUUAAUACGAAAAGAAGGAGCAUUUUCAAUAGAAGAUGGAUAUAGUAUAUUAGAACAAGAGAAUAUAGAAGAUCAGAUACAAUGCGACGAAUAUACCAAUGAUGGUUCUUCAGCAAGAAGGCAAGCUACUAUACAAUGA